AUGCUCAAAUUUGCCUUCUACUCUGCCAGUACGCCGAAGGAGGAGAAGCCAAUUGAUGGUCCACAUUUUCUUGGCAACUCUGCUAGUCGUUUGAAUUUGAUCACUGCUCAUAUACCUCAGAUUACUCGGAUCAGACACGUUGAUUGCAAUCCAAACACGAUCAGAAUUGUAGAGGAGAGCGGCAGAGUAUUUGUCAUUGAAAAAGAUGGUUCCAAUAGUAGUAGACACGACAAGUGCACAAUACUACAAAACAAUACCGAUGCUGGAUAUUUAGUGAAAACCUAUGAUGAGUUUGAUGGUAUUAAAAAGAAGGUGUUGGAUAUAUCGUCAUACACUGAACAAGUAAUUUUUCUUGUUAAACAUGUGGAAGAAAAGCAAACUGUAUUGUAUGGAAUGGGAACUAAUCAAUAUAGACAAUUGGCUGAUAACAGUGUAGUGCGGAGAGAAUGUGGAGAUGAAAGAUUUUCAUAUUUUCCAAUUCCUGUCUUCAAUCCUGGUGUUGAACUGGCUUCAGGAGGACAGAUCACUCAUAUUGCUUGUUCAUUUUCCUUCUCAACUUGUGUUGUCAACAAUACUGACAUACACAUGACUGGUCAAAAUUGGCUUCAAGGAGGUAACGAACAUAAUUGGCCAGAUUUCAUUGUCAGAACACAUGCUCCAAUAAUGAAAAUGUGUGCUGGUAAUUUCCACGUUUGUGCAAUAACUCAGGAUGGUAUUCUUUAUACAGGAGGAAGCACAUUUAAUGGACAAUGCAUUGAAGAAAAGGAAUUAAUGGGAAGGAUCAAUCCAGCUUUUGCAUCAACAAUUGGAUUUGCUGGAUCAGAUAGUUUACUCUUAAAAUCCAUCUAUGGAUUCUAUCAUUUAUAUGCUACCAGUAAUGAUUAUUAUCCUAAACUGAACAAUAUUCCAGUGAGCGAAAUUGAGGACAAGUACGGUUUGCCUUCAUCAAACAAAUCAUUGAAUGUGAGGCAAAUCGUCAAUCCAUUCCCUGUAGAAAUUAUUUCAAUGGAACUGAAUAGAGAUUAUUUGGCAUUCCUAUUGGACGGAGAUAUUUUAGUAUUGAAGGGAAAUGCAUACAAUUCAUCAGGUUUAGUUAAUGACCUUUUUGUUGAUGUGAAAAAGGAAUUCAGCUCACAAGCAGUUACCUACAAAACUGGUCCAAAUAGUUUGGUACUUUAUCUGGAUAGAGCUAAUGUGGGUGUUCAAAGAUUUUUCAAGAGUUUGUUGAAUUGCUCAAGAAAAAACCUCCUCUCUGAUAUUUCCAUAAUUCAAUAA
Molecule: messenger RNA, 1275 nt
Organism: Naegleria gruberi
Lineage: Eukaryota; Heterolobosea; Eutetramitea; Acrasida; Naegleriidae
Exons: 2
Coding region: 1-1275 (424 amino acids)
Source: RefSeq, a predicted model, not a curated record